CCAUCGAAGACCCGAGGCCGGCCAAAUGAACGAAAGAUAGAUAUUUAUAUUCACGGAGCUCGCAGGUUUGGGUUCGGGCUCCACCAGGCCGAGGAGCGCCAAGCCUCGCCCCGCCCCGCCCGCGCCCGCGCCAACGCCCGCGACAACGUGCGGGAAGUCAAAUUCAAAUGCGAGGGGAGGCGCGGGUGAAAACAAGAAAUGAUGCGCGGGUGAAAUGAUGGAAUCCACGAGCGGGGACGCGAAAGGAGCAACGAGAGAAUUAAUGUUGUCCAAGAAAGAAAGCGAGAGAGAAAAGAGUCCAAGACACGCCGCAGCAGCAGAAGGGAAAUGCAUGGCAGGCAGGCAGCAGGGCAGGGCAGGGUAGGGCAGGGCAGGAGGGCACGAGGGCAGGCAGGCAGCAGGGCAGGAGGGCAGCAGGGCAGGGCAAGGGAGGGCAGGGCAGGGCAGGGCAGGGCACAUGUGCUCGGGUUGGUCUUCGAAAGCUGGUGAAUGAGAAAGCAAGUACAGUACCGAAAUGUGUGUGUGUGUGUGUGUGUGGGGGUGUGGGUGUGGGCUCAAGCUAAGCAGCACUCGUCCAUAAUUAUUAUGUUUGUGGAUAACUAUAUCCCUGAUAGGCCUCGUCGUCAUUUUCUUUCUCUCCUCCUCAUCCUCCUCCUUUCCAUUUCCUUCUUGAUGACCUCCAUGUUACAUCAACCACUGCGAAGACAUCUCCAAGACAUCUCGAUCCCCACGGGGAGAGAGAGACCAACACACGAACGCAGAGUACUCGCGUGAGUGCGUGCGUGUGUCUGUAGCUGUGUCUGUACCUUGCACUGAGUUGUGAAUAAAAUGGUCGAGAGGUUUAUUUUGUGAAUGAAUGAAACAGAGAGUGCUUUCGAAUCGACUGCCGAGUUGGUAUUGGUGCUUAGGUGAGUGUGUGGAGUCGCUAGUGUGGACGGAUGGAUUAUGGCGUUCAGGUGUUGAUGGAGGGUAGAAGCGUGCGUAGUGUCGUGUCGGAUCUCAGCUCGUCCUCGGAGCUGCUCGCGUGGGCUGCGAGGAAGAUGCUUCGGAGUCAUUUACUGAACCAACAUCUCAAAACUAGCUACAUUGGGACCAAGGUGUGCUCUUUUGUGAUGCCUCAAGAGCGUGUUUCGUGCCUCUGCUCACUUCAAAGUCUGAAUGGAUGGCCACUCCAAGCACCGCGACUUUACAUCGUAUUGUGACGAUGCGGAAGUGACCAGUCUGCGUUGUUUCGUACACAAAUGGUCAAGCAUGUGUUUCGGAAAGUGGAAUCCAAGGAUUCCACUUCAGUGAUGAAAAGCUGUGGAGCAUCGUUCCGAUAAGGCGGGAGGAGGAUGAGGGGCUUCUGGAGAAUUCCAACAUUUCUGAAGAAGAAAGUAAGGAUACAUAUGUAAUAAACCGAAACAGCAGAAAUCGCAGCAAGGUCCAAGUGGAGUCUAAUCAGUGGAUAUGUGAAAGAUUUGAUGGUGCUCUUUGACUGAAAAUGCCCGAACCUCAAACCCUAGCACGCUGUAAAUUGUGGCUGAGAGGGAGGUGUACAUCCGCGAAUUUCCUAGAACGCAAAGCCAGAAAGCACAGACACUGUUGAGCUGUCUCGGUUAUCAAGAUGGUCAUUUUUCAUCGGGGCAAGUUGGUGCGCUGGUGAAAUAAUUGGCAACCGCAUUACUGACUGCUCAAUUUCUGUUCCACUGAUCUACUCCAAACAGACGAUCAUCGAGAACCGGAGUCAUAAUUGGAGGAUCUAAGAUUCGAAUGGGGAUGAGUCAUCCCCAUUCAGUCAUCCCGGAUGACUGAAGCACAAGACAGCUGCAAGAUACGGUAGUUAUAAAACAAAUCGAGUUGCUUUCACAACGUACGAUGGUGGAAACAGUGGAAACAGGAGUGGUGUCCCACCAGGCCAAAAUCCUGGGUGGGGUAUGGCAAGGUAGAGUGGACAAGGUGAACAUGGUGGUUUACUAGAAAACACUGAACUGGUGUAGUGCAUGCAAGCAGGUACGAACGUCUUUGCCGAUAAUAGAGCAAUUAUAAAUCAAUUUUAGGCAGAGAUUAUUAAGGGAGCGGCGAUGUGGUGGAUACGAUGUGAGAUUCCAUCCUUCUUUCAUACAAGCGGCGAGAUCGCUGGUGUGACUAUGUUCCUAAAUUUCCGAAGGAGGCUGAGGAGGGCACGCCGUGACAAGUACAAACCACAAACCGAAUAAGUCCGAGCUGUCUGGAACCAAAGUACAGGACUUUGCGACCUGAGGAUCCAGCGCUCAAGCAUUUGCGAUUGAUUGAGGGAGAAGGACAAAACUUCGUGAACAGCAGUCACAACUUGCAGUAAGCAACCAGCAAAAGACAUUCAUUCAUCUCUGCAGACUAACCUUCCCUGCGGGAGAUUCCGCUUCCUGACUUGGCACUUACUCCACCUGAAAGUGCAUGAAAACCACGCACACCAUUGUGACUCUUUGUGAUCUAUCCUACUUUCCUCACAGCAGGACAUGCAUUAGUUACAUGCAUUUUUUGUCCCUUUGAUAGUGCCUUAGUUUGACUGCAUACACAAUCACGUUGAUUCUCGAGCCUAAUCUUGUCCUUUAGUCUUGAAUCCUCAUAAUCGACUUCACAACGCAUGCGGAAUUUUGCUAUACUUCGCACGAGCUGCCUGCCAGCCCUGAGGCCUGAGUGGACUAUCCAAGAAGAUUGCUGUCACUGAACCGAAAAACGCACAAGUGCUCUGCCGACAACUGCACCGCUGUGUUAUCAACCGUACUGUUAUUUGCACGAGCAGUCAACCGGAACUGGAACUGCUUAAUCCUUGUCCCAGGAAUAAUGCUUUCCUUAUGCGUUCUUUCCUGCCUCUUCGUCGUCAGCUCAGAAAAGAGGUCUCAUCUCUCUGUCUCUGUGAGGAGACGAGAUCACACCGGCAUCAGAGAUCAUCAGACUCUAUCCAUAGAAAGUAAGACCAGGUCGGUUGUGAUCGCAUUUGGCGUGUUUCCCAGUUUUCGUCCUCAUUGAGAUGAUCCGCAAUGUACCAUCUUUCUGUUGUCAGAAGGGCUGCAGGCCACUGUUCCCUGCCGAUGAGCCGUAUGGAAAUACAAUAUGGGGAAGGAGUGUGGGGGAGGCGGUUGGUGUGGUGGGGGGCAUGUUUCGUCACUUGCCGGUAGAUACUGCUCAUGUAGAAUGGGUGGGUCGGAAAGUAGUAGUGCGGCAGGGCGAGAUCGAACCUGUAUGAAAAUUGACCUCACGCUCCGUCACCGAUGGUCAGAUAAUCUGAAAAAGGCCGUGAUUGUAGCAGGCCGGUGAUUCUUCCCUCCGCU
Marchantia polymorpha subsp. ruderalis is the source of this 3293-nucleotide messenger RNA. NCBI's taxonomy places the organism in Eukaryota, Viridiplantae, Streptophyta, Marchantiopsida, Marchantiales, Marchantiaceae. The record is from the annotation of a GenBank genome assembly.